AUGAAUUUUUCUAAAAUUGAUUUAUUUUCGCAGCACUUCAAUUUCAAUGUUGGUUAGCAAUAGAUAAAAAAAGGAACUAUAUCAGGAGCUAUCUUGACAUUAGCUAUUACAAUCAUUGCAGCUAGCUAUUAUUCUUAUUUGUUAUACAUUUAUGUCAAUAAUGAAAUAGAGCCAACUUAUAGAUCUCAGAAUAUAAUCACUUAAGAUAAGAUAGAAAUAGAUUUAAAUUCUAAAUUAGUAGGAUUUCGAUAUGAGUAUGAUACUAAUAUCAAUAUUGAUUAGUUUCAAGCAUAAAAUAACAAGACUUAUGUAGUAUUGAUGGGCUUUUACUAUUAUGCUGAUGCUAAUAAAACUAAUGAAUUAACUAUUCCAUUAAAUGUAAUUAAGUGCUCUGAUAAAGAACUUCAAGAUUUUUAUUGCCUUGACUUCUCGUAAAUUAGCAAUUAAACAUUGAUUCUUAGUAAUAGAGAUAAUAUUUAGUCAUUUAUAGGCAUUAAAGUUUAUGGAUGCUUAGAUGUUGAUUUUUUCAAAACAGAUACUCCAAAUAAUUGUGCAAGUUAAGAUGAAAUUGACAAAAUAAUGAAUGGCUAAAAUUCUGGAUUAAGACUAAGAAUGUUCACAUCUUAAUUUAAUAUUAUGACCAAGCAAAAUUAAGUCAAUUAUAGAAAUGUGUUUAUCUAUACUAUUGCUAGCUAAUUAAUUUAAACUACAAUCAAAACAUAAAAGCAAAAUACUUCUGUUAAGUAGGGAUUAUUAAUAUUAUAAGAGACAAACUUUUCUUCUCCUAUUUAGUAUGAUGUAAUCUAACAAUCCUAUGAUAGGAAUUAUAGCUAAUAAUAUAUUGGACUCACAGGAUAUAAUUUUGUCUAAAUUCUUAUGGAUGAGAUAGUGCAAGAAAUCAAAAUAUAAUACCCAACCAUACCAGAAAUUUUAGCUCUAGGAAAUAGUAUUUUAGCUCUUUUAAUGUUUUUAGGAGUUAUUGGGAGGUCAAUUUCUGCUAAUUCCAUCAGAAGAGACUUCUUUAUGUUAAUUCUAUAAAACCUUUAUUAGGGUAAAUAUAUGUAAUUACUUUAAAAUAACAGAUUGGUUGAUUUUAAGAAAAACCCUGAUUAAGAGCCUUUAUAAGAAUAAACAAAUCAUGACUUAUUAAAAAAUAACAUUUAAUCAACCUAAUUUUAAGAAAAAACUGAAAAAAUUUAAUUUAAGCGCUACCAAUCUUAAGCAACAAAGAGUAAAAGAUCGAUUGACGUCAGCUAAUUUAAUACCAACUUAAAAAAUUCAAAUGUGUUCUUAACUAUUAAGAGUCCUAAAUUAAAUGAGUCAUCCAUUUUAAGUGAAUAGUCUAUCAAAUCUAAAUAAAGGCUAGAUACAAAUAAAAAUAUCUAGGCGCUUAAAGCAAUAUAUGAUCAAAGUUAUUUAUAGAAAGUCUCUAAAAUACUGUUUUCUAAAAGUUGGUUUAAGAAGAAACAGGAGAGUCAUUAGAAUGUAAAAAUCUGUAAGUAUGAAAGAAAAAUCAUAGAAAAAUAGUUGAAUAAAGAGUUAGAUAUCUAUCAAAUAUACUAAGACCUUCUAUUCUUAAAAAAGGCUAUUAUGAUUAUCCUAGACAAAGAUUAACUGGCAGCCAUAAAAUUUGUAGGUUGUUCAUAGAAUUUCUUCGACAAAGUAAAUGACAAUACAGAAAGUGUAGUCACUUAGCUAUAUAAUGAAAAAAAAAUGACUCACUUUGAAGAAUAAUUUACAGUUUUGUAGUCAGAAGAUUUAUAAUAUUAGUGUAUCAAACAGUUUAUUUCAAAAUGCUAGAAUGAGCGCAAUAUGAGUGAAAUAGAUAAAAAAAUUUUGUCUUCUUUAAAUUGA
This is a messenger RNA of Tetrahymena thermophila SB210, 1854 nucleotides long. RefSeq names its product AMP-binding enzyme family protein. The record is from RefSeq and is a predicted model, not a curated record. The transcript is spliced from 3 exons. Lineage: Eukaryota; Ciliophora; Oligohymenophorea; Hymenostomatida; Tetrahymenidae.